Messenger RNA from Paracoccidioides brasiliensis Pb18, 792 nucleotides. RefSeq lists its product as uncharacterized. The transcript has 3 exons. Bases 1 to 792 code for a protein of 263 amino acids. The record is from RefSeq and is a predicted model, not a curated record.
AUGCCUAAAAGAGAUAUAUCAUCGUCAGGGGAAAACUGUAUUGGACUGCAGAACCGCCGACCAAGGCCACCUUUGCGCAUAUCCCAAGAAACAGUUUCUACAAAGCCGUCCGACUCUCUUCAACCUGACUCUCGAAAACAGAAGCGACCACUAGAAGCUGAGGACUCGCUCUGCCUUCCAGCCGAAUCUUUCCAAAAGCGACCGCGAACAUCUCUUGCAUGCCCCGCUGAUGGAGGUGCCUGGCCGACAGAAUACUUUGAACAGGGGCAUGACAUGAGUCAACUACUUGCGAGAAAGAAGUGGACAUCUUCACUUUGUCGCAGACAAACGGAAUCUACUCUCACCAGCUCUACUACCCCCAGCGACCAGAAACCAAGGGAGGAAAAGAGCGCUCAAUACAAGAACCCACGCUAUGAGAUCGUGCUAGAAACUAAAGGCAGCUAUAUGAGUGAAUCAAAGAAGGGUAUCACAGAACUCAGCGAAAGUUGUUACUUAACUUUACUCAAUGCCGCACAAAAGAUUCCUGAAGACUUAUUGUUCUGUGACGAUCUGUUCAAAUCAACCUGCGAGAAGGUGCGACGGCGAAAUGAGGCCAUUGUUAUCCAAGAUAUCACUCGAUUGAUUGUCCCCUCUGCGGAAAAUCUAGCUAUAUAUGGUGCGACGCAUCUCGAUCAUCUGAUCGAAAGCGUCAAUGAAGGCUGGGUUAAUUCAAUCCCCGUUACCAAACUCGACCGCAGCCCGAUUAUUCAGUGGGAUUUAAAAGAGACGCAUUCACAGAUGGCCAGCUGCUGA